UUCUGGGCUGACUAUCACAACACACACACAUAUAUAUAUUAAGUCUUCCAGUUACGAACUAUGUAAGUAAGCUAGAGUAUAACAAACACUAAAAAAGAUUCAGUAACGAUGAAACCUGAAUCAGAAAGAGGAGGAUCUUCUUCUUCAUCUAUGAAUGAGCCAAAGUAUAGAGGUGUGAGAUUGAGAAAAUGGGGGAAAUGGGUGUCCGAGAUCAGGAUGCCCAACAGCCGAGAGAGGAUCUGGUUAGGCUCAUACGACUCACCCGAGCAAGCGGCUCGAGCUUUCGAUGCGGCUGCUUUCUGUCUUCGUGGGCAUGCUGCCAAGUUCAACUUCCCUGACCAACCACCCAACAUUCCUGGUGCAACUACUCUUUCUUCAUCCGAGAUACAAGCUGCUGCGGCUCGCCAUGCUUACUCGGUUCCUGAUGCGGUCACGCCCAUGGAGAUGCACUCGCAGCCCUCAUCGUCUUCGGCUGUCUUACAAUAUGACAAUAAUAAUAUUAAUAAUGUGAUGGAUUAUGGCAUAUUUCCAGGGUUUGAUGACUAUUUCAUGCAGCCACCACCUAUGGUGCCUCAGUUUCCAGAUUACAAUGAGGAUACAAGCGAUGAUGGGGAUAUCUCGCAAGGCCCAUCAUUCCUCUGGAACUAUUAAUCAGUUCAGUCGUACCAUGA
This is a messenger RNA of Helianthus annuus (common sunflower), 671 nucleotides long. Its product is annotated as ethylene-responsive transcription factor ERF017-like. Gene Ontology annotation, biological process: regulation of DNA-templated transcription. The transcript has a single exon. The record is from RefSeq and is a predicted model, not a curated record. Lineage: Eukaryota; Viridiplantae; Streptophyta; Magnoliopsida; Asterales; Asteraceae. Gene Ontology annotation, molecular function: DNA-binding transcription factor activity; DNA binding. Bases 109 to 651 code for a protein of 180 amino acids.